Messenger RNA from Orycteropus afer afer, 1383 nucleotides. RefSeq names its product serine/threonine kinase 3 (gene STK3). The transcript is spliced from 10 exons. The coding region runs from base 1 to 1383 and encodes 460 amino acids. Gene Ontology annotation, cellular component: cytoplasm. The record is from RefSeq and is a predicted model, not a curated record. NCBI's taxonomy places the organism in Eukaryota, Metazoa, Chordata, Mammalia, Tubulidentata, Orycteropodidae. Gene Ontology annotation, biological process: intracellular signal transduction; protein phosphorylation; regulation of MAPK cascade. Gene Ontology annotation, molecular function: ATP binding; protein serine/threonine kinase activity.
AUGGCGGGGCUUGGCGUGAGUGGAAAGUGGGCAGCGCCGGGCUACCCGGGCUCUGACCUCCUGGGGCUCCGGGGCAGUAAGCUGAAAAAGCUGAGUGAAGAUAGUUUGACUAAACAGCCUGAAGAAGUUUUUGAUGUGUUAGAGAAGCUUGGAGAAGGGUCUUAUGGAAGUGUGUUUAAAGCAAUACAUAAGGAAUCUGGUCAAGUUGUGGCAAUUAAACAAGUGCCUGUUGAAUCAGAUCUUCAGGAAAUCAUCAAAGAAAUUUCCAUAAUGCAGCAAUGUGACAGCCCAUACGUUGUAAAAUACUAUGGCAGUUACUUUAAGAACACAGACCUCUGGAUUGUGAUGGAAUACUGUGGUGCUGGCUCUGUCUCAGACAUAAUUAGAUUACGAAACAAGACAUUAACAGAAGAUGAAAUUGCAACCAUUCUUAAAUCUACAUUGAAAGGACUAGAAUAUUUGCACUUUAUGAGGAAAAUACACAGAGAUAUAAAAGCUGGGAAUAUUCUCCUUAAUACAGAAGGACAUGCAAAAUUGGCAGAUUUUGGAGUGGCUGGUCAGUUAACAGAUACCAUGGCAAAACGCAAUACUGUGAUAGGAACUCCAUUUUGGAUGGCUCCUGAGGUAAUACAGGAAAUAGGUUAUAACUGUGUGGCAGAUAUCUGGUCUCUUGGCAUCACUUCUAUAGAAAUGGCCGAAGGAAAACCUCCUUAUGCGGAUAUACAUCCAAUGAGGGCUAUUUUUAUGAUUCCCACAAACCCACCACCAACAUUCAGGAAGCCAGAACUUUGGUCCGAUGAUUUCACCGAUUUUGUUAAAAAGUGCCUGGUGAAGAACCCUGAGCAGAGAGCUACUGCAACACAACUUUUACAGCAUCAUUUUAUCAAGAAUGCAAAACCUGUAUCAAUUCUAAGAGACCUGAUCUCAGAAGCCAUGGAAAUUAAAGCUAAAAGGCAUGAGGAACAGCAGCGAGAGCUACAAGAGGGGGAAGAGAAUUCGGAUGAAGACGAGCUGGAUUCUCACACCAUGGUGAAGACCAGUUCAGAAAGCGUGGGCACGAUGCGGGCCACAGGCACCAUGAGUGAAGGGGCCCAGACCAUGAUUGAGCAUAAUAGCACGAUGUUGGAAUCGGACUUGGGCACCAUGGUCAUAAACAAUGAGGAUGAGGAAGAAGAGGAUGGCACUAUGAAAAGAAAUGCAACUUCACCACAAGUACAAAGACCAUCUUUCAUGGACUACUUUGAUAAACAGGACUUCAAGAACAAGAGUCAUGAAAACUGUAAUCAAAACAUGCAUGAACCCUUCCCUAUGUCCAAAAAUGUUUUUCCUGAUAACUGGAAAGUUCCUCAAGAUGGAGACUAUGACUUUGUAAGUACAUUUUAA